CUCAAACUCUUUCCCCCAUUUUCAUCUCCAUAGCGAACAAAGCCUAACUCAGUUCACCCGUGUAAGCAGCCUGUUCCCCUGUUGGCCGAGGUUGCUGUCGCUACUCGCUACCUCACUUCACUUCAACUUCUGAGGCCAAAGCCAAAGCCAAAAACCACUUCCAUUGUUGUCUUCGAUGCUUCUCUUUUCUACUUCAGUUUUGGGUUCUCUCAAAUCAUGCACAUGACUGUGAAGUGAAGUGGGUGUGUGCCAAAGAACAAGGAAAGACUACCCCUUCUAUCAAAAUGCGAUUUUUAAGGCCUUUUCUCUCAUCCUCUCUUCUCUGCCACUCGCAUCAGAACAGAAUUGGAGAAAUUGUGACCAGGAUUCGUCUGAACGCCCGCUUGCUUUCUUCUGCAGUUUCAGCUGAAGCUUCAGAUUUAGAAUGUGAUGAGCUCUAUGAUGAUGUCAAAGCUGCAGAGAGAAAGAAAACACUUUGCUUGGCUGUCUCACAGCUAGCUAGUGAGUUUAGCAGGGAGUCAAUGUUAUCUCCGCAGAAGUUUUUUGGUGUACGCCAGGCUCGUGUGGUAUCUACAGGCUCAUUGAAGCUUGACCUAGCUCUUGGAAUUGGAGGAUUACCAAAGGGCAGGAUUAUAGAAAUUUAUGGACGAGAAGCAGCUGGUAAGACAACACUUGCACUUCAGAUUAUUAAGGAAGCUCAAAAGCUUGGAGGAUAUUGUGCAUAUCUUGAUGUAGAAAAUGCACUGGACCUUUCACUUGUGGAAUCAAUUGGUGUAAAUACCGAAAACCUUCUUGUCCCACAUCCUGAUUGUGCUGAAAAUUUGUUGAGCAUGGUCGAUACGUUAACAAAAAGUGGAGCUGUAGAUGUGAUUGUGGUUGAUAGUGUCGCUGCCCUUGUCCCCAAAUGCGAACUUGAUCAAUUAGGAGUUAGUACAAGAAAAGAUUUACAUUCGCAAAUGAUGACUCAAGCCCUACGGAAAAUUCAUUAUUCAUUAUCCCACUCGCAAACUAUUCUCAUUUUUGUUAAUCAGAUUAGAUUUAGUUCAAAAGCAUUUAGCGGACGUGGAUCUAUGGAAGAGGUCACCUGUGGUGGAAACGCUUUGAGAUUCUAUGCAGCUGUUCGUUUGAGACUUUCAAGAUUGGGAUUGAUCAAAACUGAGGAUAAGGUAGAGGGUACUCAGAUCUGUGUGCAAGUGGUAAAGAAUAAACUAGCACCGGCGACAAUGAAAAAGGCUGAGCUGGGUAUCAAGUUUGGAAGAGGCUUUUGCCAUGAAUCUGAGGUCUUUGAUUUGGCUUGUGACCAUGGAAUCAUUAUAAAAGAUGAGGGGAGCUACUUGAUUGAAGGGGAAACUUUUAGUAGUAGAGAGGCUGCUGAACUAUUUUUGGCUAAAAAUGAAGGGGUUUGUGAUAAGUUAAUUAUGGACAUUAGAAGAUUUUAUUUUUGAAAACGAGAAGACUUUCAAAUAUCUUUACAAAAACUUGCCUUUUGUGCUAUUGGUAGGCCAAGUCUCUUUAGUAGGCUUUAUGUAAUUGAGCUUUACAAAAAUAUUCUGAAGGCAUCAGGAUUGCCUUCAAUGAGCAUCAACCUCUGUAGAUGAGCAAGGGGAUUUAAGUUGAGGGAAUUGUCAACUGCAAUAAUGUGAGCCCCUUAUUUUUAAGAUAUGGAGUUCUGGAAAAUCACUCUGCCAAAAAAGAAAUUGAUUGUUCAUGCAAACCAUUUGAAACCUUGUUGUCUAUUGGAAAUGGUUGUUGUAUUCACGUGUCAAAGAAAUGUGCUAUGGAACUAUAAUGUAAAUUAUGAACUGCUUCCAUUUCUCAUCACCCUUCCCAGAUUAAAUUGUCAGGGUUUCUGGGUC
Molecule: messenger RNA, 1856 nt
Organism: Lotus japonicus
Lineage: Eukaryota; Viridiplantae; Streptophyta; Magnoliopsida; Fabales; Fabaceae
Product: DNA repair protein recA homolog 2, mitochondrial
Exons: 8
Coding region: 285-1445 (386 amino acids)
Biological process (GO): DNA repair
Molecular function (GO): ATP binding; ATP hydrolysis activity; single-stranded DNA binding
Source: RefSeq, a predicted model, not a curated record